Molecule: messenger RNA, 966 nt
Organism: Perognathus longimembris pacificus (Pacific pocket mouse)
Lineage: Eukaryota; Metazoa; Chordata; Mammalia; Rodentia; Heteromyidae
Product: olfactory receptor 11L1-like
Exons: 1
Coding region: 1-966 (321 amino acids)
Biological process (GO): G protein-coupled receptor signaling pathway
Cellular component (GO): membrane
Molecular function (GO): olfactory receptor activity; G protein-coupled receptor activity
Source: RefSeq, a predicted model, not a curated record
AUGGAACCAAAAAAUAUAUCUACUGUCACUGAGUUCCAGCUCUUAGGAUUUCAGAAUCUUCUUGAGUGGCAAUUCCUCCUUUUUGCCAUUUUCUUACUUGUCUAUUUCCUCACCAUCAUGGGGAAUAUGGCCAUCAUCACAGUGGUGUGCCAGGAUCCACGACUGCGCUCACCUAUGUUCACAUUCCUCACACACCUGUCCUUUUUGGAAAUCUGGUACACUUCCACCAUUGUGCCCUUCCUGCUGGCCAACCUAAGAUCCUGGGGUCACGCCAUCUCCUUCUCUGCUUGUAUGACUCAACUAUACUUCUUUGUGUUUUUUGGUGCUACUGAGUGUUUUCUCCUAGCUUCCAUGGGAUAUGACCGGUAUCUGGCCAUCUGCCACCCACUCCACUACUCCUUUCUUAUGAGUCCUGACACCUGCACCACAUUGCUGACAGUUUCCUGGCUGACCGGUGUGGGAACAGGCUUUCUGCCUUCUCUGAUGAUCUCCAAGUUGGACUUCUGUGGGCCCAACCAGAUCAAUCAUUUCUUCUGUGACCUUCCGCCACUAAUACAACUCUCCUGUUCCAGUGUUUAUGUCACUGAGAUGUCCAUUUUCAUCUUGUCUAUUGCAGUGUUAUGCAUUUGUUUUAUUCUGACACUCAUAUCUUACAUUUUCAUUGUGUCUUCCAUACUGAGAAUCCCAUCAGCUUCUGGCCGAAUGAAGACCUUUUGUACAUGUGGCUCACAUCUGGCGGUUGUCACAAUCUACUAUGGGACUAUGAUCUCCAUGUAUGUGCAUCCCAAUGCACACCUGUCCCCUGAAAUCAACAAGAUCAUUUCUGUAUUCUACACGGUGGUCACUCCAUUGCUGAAUCCAGUGAUCUACAGCUUGAGAAACAAAGACUUCAAGGAAGCUGUUAGGAAAGUCAUGAGAAGGAAGUGUGGCAUCUAUGGAGCUAGAGUGAAAGGAAGUUUCUAUUAG